AUGCGGGAAAACGUGAUCGAACAGUUGGAGGAGGAGAUACAGGCGAAGCAGCGCCUAAUUUACGAACAAGACCACCUUAUUCACAUUUUGGAGCACGAGAAUCGAUGUGAGGAGGUGAAGGUUGUACAGGAUUCGCUCACAAGUGACAGCGAGAUUACGGUAAUUGAAAGAUUUAUGACCUCAACUUCUCCAUGUCACUCGAAUUCUAAUUGUAAUGAUCAAUGUGAUCGAUUACGGGAACGUCUUGAACAGGCACUGGUCGAACGCGAAAAAUUAGAGCUGCAGAAUGAACAGUUGUUGAAGCAAUGGGAAGAAGCCCUGGAAUAUGUGACGACGGUAAGGAAUAUUGUAGAAACGGAACCGUUCUCAAAUCAUUUUUGUUCGUUUCUUUUCUGGUUUUUACUAAGCUAUUCACUUUAUUCCAGUUUAUGCAUAUUAACUACUACUUUCAUUUUGUUAUGGUAUACUUAA
Molecule: messenger RNA, 471 nt
Organism: Angiostrongylus costaricensis
Lineage: Eukaryota; Metazoa; Nematoda; Chromadorea; Rhabditida; Metastrongylidae
Source: the annotation of a GenBank genome assembly